AUGGAGGUCAUCGUAGCCGGCGGUGGCGGCGGCGGCGGAGGAGGAUCGUCAAGCGAAAAACGGCGUCGUUCCAUGACAGCAAUAACAGCCUCGUUCUUCGUCCACGUGGUCACCGGGCCUUGGUUCAUGGUGUUCGCUUCAUUCCUAAUCAUGUCCACCGCCGGAACUCCGUACAUGUUCGGCCUAUACUCCGGCGCCAUAAAAUCCGUCCUCGGCUACGAUCAAAGCACUCUAAACCUAAUCAGUUUCUUCAAAGAUCUAGGCACGAACGUCGGAGUAAUUUCCGGCUUAAUCGCGGAAAUCACGCCGCCGUGGGUGGUUUUGGCGAUAGGUGCGGCGAUGAACUUCGUCGGAUAUUUUAUGAUUUGGUUGUCGGUGACGGAAAAAGUGGCGGCGCCGGCGGUAUGGUUGAUGUGUCUUUACAUUUGCCUAGGGGCGAAUUCGACGGCGUUUGCGAACACCGGCGCGUUGGUGACUUGCGUGAAGAAUUACCCGGCGAGGAGAGGCGUGGUUUUGGGGAUUUUGAAAGGGUAUGUGGGAUUGAGCGGCGCGAUUUUGACGCAGUUUUAUCACGCGAUUUAUGGCGAUGAUUCUAAAUCGUUGAUUCUUCUCAUCGCUUGGCUGCCGGCGGUUAUUUCUGUCGCGUUUUUGAGAACCAUUCGGAUUGUGAAGGUCGAUCACCAGACUAAUGAGCUCACAGUUUUUUACAGGUUUCUGUAUAUUUCUCUUGGGCUUGCCGGGUUUCUUACGGUGAUGAUAAUCCUUCAGCAAAAAUUCAAAUUCUCCCACAUCGAGUACAGUUUCAGCGCCGCCGUGGUCGUCCUCCUCCUCUUCUUCCCUGUCUUCGUCGUCAUCGCCGAGGACUACAAAUUUUGGCGCAGAAAGUUGUCUGAAUUUCAAAAUCCUCCGCCAUUCACCAUCGUCACCGAAAAACCGCCGCAGUUACCGAUCGAACUCGAAUCCUCUGCAAACGAAGAAGCAUCGCGCCUGAAAUCCGCCGAAAAACCAGAUCUACCAACGCCGUCGUGCUGGAAAACCGCCCUGAAUCCGCCGCAGAGAGGGGAGGAUUUCACGAUUCUACAAGCGCUCUUUAGCGUCGACAUGCUCCUCCUGUUUCUCUCCACCGCGUGCGGCGUCGGCGGCACUCUUACCGCUAUCGACAACCUCGGCCAAAUCGGCGCCUCUCUUCGGUACCCUAAACAGAGCAUUAGCACAUUCGUAUCGUUAGUGAGCAUUUGGAAUUACUUAGGGCGCGUGGUUUCGGGUUUCACCUCUGAAUUUUUCCUCACCAAAUACAAAUUUCCUCGAACCCUAAUUCUCACGCUAAUCCUCCUCCUCUCUUGCGCCGGCCACCUCCUCAUCGCUUUCAAUCCCCCCGGCGGCCUCUACAUCGCCUCAAUCGUCAUCGGAUUCUGCUACGGCGCCCAAUGGCCGAUUCUAUUCGCCAUAAUUUCCGAGGUCUUCGGCCUCAAAUACUACUCCACGCUCUACAAUUUCGGAUCCGUCGCGAGUCCGAUCGGGUUGUAUUUCCUCAACGUUCGAGUCGCCGGUCAUUUGUACGACACGGAGGCGAACCGGCAGCUGGCGGCGGCUGGAGAGAAGAGAAUAGCCGGAGAAGAGCUGAACUGCGUCGGAGUCGAUUGCUUCAAACUGUCGUUCAUUAUAAUCACCGGAGUUACAGUGAUUGGGGCUCUGUUUUCGUUCCUUUUGGUUCUCAGAACCAGAGGGUUUUACAAGACUGAUAUUUAUAGGAGGUUUAAAGAAGCGGACAAAGAAGAAGAAGAAAACGGCGUCGUUGCAAAGGAUGAGAGAGAUAAGGAAGGAAAUAAGUAA
Molecule: messenger RNA, 1833 nt
Organism: Cucurbita pepo subsp. pepo (vegetable marrow)
Lineage: Eukaryota; Viridiplantae; Streptophyta; Magnoliopsida; Cucurbitales; Cucurbitaceae
Product: protein NUCLEAR FUSION DEFECTIVE 4
Cellular component (GO): membrane
Source: RefSeq, a predicted model, not a curated record